Molecule: messenger RNA, 1196 nt
Organism: Zymoseptoria tritici IPO323
Lineage: Eukaryota; Fungi; Ascomycota; Dothideomycetes; Mycosphaerellales; Mycosphaerellaceae
Exons: 1
Coding region: 112-966 (284 amino acids)
Biological process (GO): carbohydrate derivative metabolic process
Molecular function (GO): carbohydrate derivative binding
Source: RefSeq, a predicted model, not a curated record
UCGUUCUUUGUCGAAUAGAUAACCCUACCGAACAAUCCUGCACACCACUGAGCACGUCCGCGCUUGCCUUUCGAAGACGACAAUCGUCAGUGGAAAUUUCUGGUAGGCCCAAUGGCUUCACAACGACCAUCAAAGCGUCAACGGAUCUCGGGCACCAUCAGCCCAGUGACACCCCUGUCGCCCGACGACGAAGAAACCCUAGGCAGUGUUUCCGGAUCGAAAAGUAACGGCAACAGCACACCCAGCAGCAGGCUCCUGGACCGAGCCAUCGAAGUGCUCCGCGUGGAAGCCGACGCUCUCGCCAACGUGGCAGCUCUGUACCAAAACGAUGCCGCAGCUCGGGCUGGACUCGCCGCGGCUGUGGAAGCCAUUGUCGAAGCUCAGCACCAGGACGGCAAACUCGUCGUCUGUGGCGUAGGCAAAUCCGGCUACAUUGCACAGAAACUCACAGCGACCUGCAAAUCUUUGGGGAUUCGCGCGGCGUUUCUGCACGCGUGUGAAGCCAUGCACGGGGAUUUGGGCGACAUUCGCCCGAGAGAUGUCCUGCUGUUUGUUUCUUAUUCGGGCCAGACCCCGGAACUUCUGAAUCUACUUAGUCAUGUCCCGGAAACUGUCCGCGUCAUGGCCAUGUCCUCACACAACGAUGCUCUCGACUGCAGGCUGUUGAUGGACAGAGAUGAUGGGAUUCUGCUGCCAACGCCAAUUCCGAUCAAGGAAGAGGACUCCUUUGGCGUUCGUGCGCCUACGACUUCGACUACUGUCGCACUUGCCGUGGCGGAUAUGCUGGCCUUGACGGUGGCUGAUGAGUUGCAUCGAGAGGAUACAAAGUCCGUGUUUCAACGAAAUCACCCUGGCGGAGCUAUUGGGAUGACUCCUCAAGAGGUGGAAAGCCUGAAGCGAGCGGAUGUUGAUGUGUCUAUUGUUGCGCUGCCCAGCCCGAGCAUUUCUGCCGAGAGCGAGGAUUGAAAGAAAAAUAUGACUCGAUGCUAUAUUAAUGACAUGUUUCGAUGUGGCGACGACGCACAAGAACUGAAACUCCCUUCGAGCGAAAAUUGCGAUGCAGUGAGACCGUCACAACCCGGUGGCGAUCCUCUGCCAACAGCUCUCCAUAUCCUCGCAGAGUGUUGUGAAAGACGGGUUUUGAAGAUUGUCCACCAUGAACUGCUCCAAUGCGGCCAGUCUGGUUUUGCCAUCCU